CGGAAGUGGAUGAAGCUAGUAAACCCCUGUGGUGUUAAUGGAGAAAGUGCAGCCAGGUGAGCAUGCCGAACGGCUUUCCACGUCACUGGAUUCCCAUGGGACAGUGGCAGUAGCGUGAUGUCAUCAUAUUGAGAUGGGGAAUGUCAGGGUGGAUGGACCCUGUGGCUUUGAUAUACCAAUCCAGUUCUACUUACUGCCAUUUGCAGGGCUGUCUGAUGUGUCCAUCUCUGGAGAUAUCCCUGUGGAAGGAGAGAUCACAGUUCCAGUAGGGUCUCCGUCACAUGAUGAUGAGUACUCUACACUCGAUGAACCAGUGAAAGAAACCAUUCUGAGAGAUUUGAAGGCUGUAGGAAAAAAGUUUGGCCAUGUGAUGUAUCCUAAGAAAAGCACAACACUACUUAGAGAUUGGGACUUAUGGGGUCCUUUGCUGCUCUGUGUCACAUUAGCUCUCAUGCUGCAGGGGGGGUCUGCAGACAGCAAAGAAGAUGGAGGGCCCCAGUUUGCUGAAGUGUUUGUUCUUAUAUGGUUUGGAUCUGUCAUUAUUACAUUAAAUUCCAAAUUGCUGGGAGGCACUAUUUCAUUCUUCCAGAGCCUGUGUGUACUGGGAUACUGUAUCCUGCCUCUGACUGUUGCAAUGAUUGUCUGCAGGCUGGUGCUACUAGGGGGCACCGGGACAGCUAGUUUUAUUGUUCGAUUUAUAGUAGUGGUUGCGUCGUUUGGCUGGUCAACGUUUGCAUCCACAGCCUUCUUGGCAGACAGCCAGCCUCCAAAUCGCAAAGCCUUGGUUGUGUAUCCAGUGUUCCUGUUCUACUUUGUCAUCAGCUGGAUGAUUCUUACCUUCUCCCCAUCACACAGCAACACAGGGCCCUGAACUGACAGCAUUUCUCCUGAAGAUUGAGACUGUUCUCCACUUCCAUUUGGGAAGGAAAGGAAUUGGAAACUGGAAGGUUCAGGGUGACAACAGCGGCGACAGCCCAAAAUGACCUGCAUGUGUUUUAAAUGAUUUGAAAUAACCCUUAGGAAUAAAUGCAUUAAACAUGGAACUGGACCCUAUGUUAUCUUUUAAAAUACCAUUAUUAUUUUUUAUUGAAGUCUCUCAUUAAUCUGUAACAAUUUAGCAUUUUCAGAGAAUUGAAGAAUAAGAGAAUAUGCAUGGAGCUUGAUAAUAUGAAUGGUACCUAGUCUCUGUGGAUUCAAAAAUACCCAUCUCAUGCUGGUUUUACAGGUGGAUUAAAAUAGUUGUUUGCCUAUGGUAGGUUAAAAAGUCAACCAAGUAACAUGAGAGCCAGCAAUGCAGUGCUGUUUGAAACACCAAGUAUUUCAGCAUUUAAAUGACUGGUUUUCCAGUGUACUGCUGGAUAGAAAGCAUUCCCUGACUGUGAAAGACAGCAGAGCUAUCCUGAUGAAUACUUCAGGUUUUGGAUUCUUGGUAGAAUUUGUUUCAGAAGCAACUGGCAUAGUACAAGUACAGUCUAACUCAACUGCACUCCCAAUAAAACUGAAUUACACAGGGAUUGUUUGUAUAACAGUGAGCCACCCUUCUUCAGGAAGAAGUGCAAACCCUUUGUUUGCUGAUUCUGUUCCUCAGCUUGAAUUGUGGUUGGGCUAUUCUAUGCUACUCUUUUGUCCACAAGUGAACUGCACUUGAAUAUUACAAAGUUUGCAAUUCCAAUACAGUUCUGUUUGUUUCAGUAAAGAUUCUGUAACCUUGCUGCUUGUCUGGAUGUGUAGAAAUGGGUGUAUGUUUAAUGUAAACACUAUCUUUUAUGUUUAACUUGUUCUUUUAAGACUGUGUUUUAUUGUAACAAAAAUACAGGUGUAGUGUUUGUGAUCUAGGGGGGGUUGAAAUUAGCAAUGACAUUGUAACAAACUACUCUUUUUUAAUUUUAUUUAUGGAAUUACAUAAAUGCCAUUCAUUUCACACACACACACACACUCAAGUCUGAUUUAUGAAUCUCAACUGGGUUCUGAACAGUCCAUGCAGGUAUGCAGUUAAAAUACUGGAUGUAUAAAUCUGGACCAUUAUUAUAAACCAUGUGUGUUUUUUUUUUUUUUUUUUUUUUUGGGGGGGGGUCUGCAGUUCUUACACUGUUUAAUAAAUACAUCUGUUACCUGCAGCUCUGAAUCUCGGUUUGAUAGAUAUGAGUGAGUGACUUAGAAAGUUAUGACAUUUGCGAUUCCAAGCUUACCUGUUGAAAAGGUUUACUGAUCUCGUAUUAAUAGAUGACACAAAACAUUAGCGUGCUCGGAUGAUUCCGCUAAUGUGGUUGUGUUUUGGGUCAGAUACUUUACAUGGGAAAUGUUUAUUGCGCUUCAACAUAUCUAUUUUUUUUUUUAAAGCAGGGAAUAUUAGACAUGCCUUAACGUGUUGUGCAUGUAAAUAAAUCCUUAUGUCUUUGUUAUUCCACACUUGAAAGAGAGGUUUGUCCCCUUCAAUGAAUACACUGGAAAAAAUGUCAAUACAAAAAUAUAUUGUUUAAAAUUGCCACCCUGAACAGUACAUUUCUAAUCUAAAAGAUUCAUUUUUAUAAUUAGAUUUUCUUUGCGAAUGGAUAUUUGUUUUUCAGUGAAAGUGACGCAUCGUUUUCUAAAGCAGCGUACUUUAGACAUUGCUACUGUUUCUUAAUGUCUGCUGUAAAUGUCAUCAGAAAAUAGCAAAUGUUUUCUUUCUGUUGUGCAUGUGUAUACUGAGCUUCUCAGAAGAACUGUAAAUGAAUUGCACAUUUAAAAACUGAUCAUUAAAAUUUGACUGGUUGAA
Polyodon spathula (Mississippi paddlefish) is the source of this 2758-nucleotide messenger RNA. RefSeq names its product protein YIPF6-like. Lineage: Eukaryota; Metazoa; Chordata; Actinopteri; Acipenseriformes; Polyodontidae. Gene Ontology annotation, biological process: endoplasmic reticulum to Golgi vesicle-mediated transport. The record is from RefSeq and is a predicted model, not a curated record. The transcript is spliced from 8 exons. Bases 134 to 871 code for a protein of 245 amino acids. Gene Ontology annotation, cellular component: membrane; trans-Golgi network.